Xyrichtys novacula (pearly razorfish) is the source of this 7935-nucleotide messenger RNA. NCBI's taxonomy places the organism in Eukaryota, Metazoa, Chordata, Actinopteri, Labriformes, Labridae. The record is from the annotation of a GenBank genome assembly.
AUGAGCUGUACGGAGACUUUUACAGAGAAAGUUCAGAGGUUGAAGAGUCAGUUGCUGAAAAAGCAUGCGGGCAGCGAUUCAUCACAGAGGGUAAGUCUUCUAAAUAGUCGACAUUUUUCUUCUGCUGCUGCAUUUAUAUUACAACCUGAGAAAACUGAAAAGCAAGUGAAGUUUGCUGCUGAAACAUGAUCUGCCUUUAGAGUCAGAAACUGGAAAAAGAGAAGGGUUGAGUCAAAGGUCUGCAGCUCAGCACACAAGACAUGCACAAGGUUUUAGAUGUUUCUUUUGAUCUUAUUCUGUGUAAAUGUGAAGAUAAUUUAAAAGAAACAACCUAAAACAGAGUUGGAGGACACCAGUGAGUCCAUCAUUUAUCAGACAUGGGAUUUGGAUCUGUAAGUCCAUGUUAUGGUUUAAAAGAUGAAGCGAUUAGAGCAGACUUUGGGUAAAGUUUAGGUCAGGAUAUUUCUCCAACGCAGACAACCAACGCCCUGUAUCGUUCACCUUUUUUGAACUGCCUCAUUUAAAGACCUCACAGCGUUCUUCCACUGAUUUAUCUGCUCUCCUCUAACACCCCCAAAACUUGUGUGUAUUUUGAACUCUCUCAAUCAAAACUUUUCUUCUUUCAGAAGCCCAGUGUCACUUAUCUUUAAUUUUUAAUGCUGCUAACUUAAAAACAGAAGUUUAAGGUCCUGUGAGGACUCUUUAGCAGGUUAAGAAACAGACUGAAAUAAACAUUCUUGCUUCCUAGGGAUCUAAAACAGCAAAAUCCCCCAGUGGAGUUUUAAUUUCACCAGGAAGACCAGCUUUGGGAAACCAGGUUGAUAUCAUAGAAAUGGUUAUGUCCUUUGGCCUCUUGUAUCGUCUUUGAGGGCGUCUUGAUGACUGUCAGCCUGUCUAAUCCUCACAGGGGUCUGGGGGGAUUCCUCUGGCCACAAAGCUGUGUUAUGCUGCAGGUGGGGUCCCAUAUCAGGUUACCACGGUAGCUAUAGGUGUGUCCCUGCAGAUAUUUCUCCUGGAUGUUGUGCCGGUAAGAGUGACAGUCAUCUUGAUGUGAAAGGAUCUGUCAAAGUUGUCUUCCUGGAUUGUGAAAUGAAAGCACCUCAGUUUUCCGCAGAUGGAGCCCUACUACGCCUCAAUGAUUCUGUUUGUGAGUCGGGCCUGGGACGCUGUGACGGACCCUUUGGUGGGAUAUCUGGUGAGCCGCAGUGAGUGGACCCCCAUCGGCAAACUCAUUCCCUGGUUGGUUGGUUGGUUAGUUUGUCUUUCCUGCAUCUAUCCGUCCUCCAGGUGUUUUAUCAAACUGAGUCAAUGUUUGUCUGACAGGUUGGUUCUUUCCACUCCGUUUGCUGUUUUCUCGUAUCUGCUGCUGUGGUUUGUUCCACGAGGCUUCACCUCUCAGGCCCUCAGCGUGCUGUGGUUCCUCGUCGCAGCCUGUCUGUUCGAGACCCUCAUAAGUGUAAGUUAGUGUAAGAGGCACUUAAAGGUACUACUGGUGCUGGAGUACAUCGAGUACUGUGACUCAGUGAUGAUUCACACGACAUACAAGAGAAGAGAAAAAGCAAAAAGCUAAAAAAUCUUCCAUCCAUUUAAAAGUGCAGUGUCCAGUAUUUGGUGUAAAUAAAAUAUUCAUAGAUGUGUUUAAAUACAUGUAUGUUACAGCCGCAGGUGCAUUUCUCCACUUGAGUUUAGAGAAGUGUCUGUGUGUUUGACUGUGAGAGGUUGUUGAUACUGCGGGACUGACUGCUGAUUGGUUAACGGGCCGAGUCAGUAGGACCAAUUACUGAUAAACGCUGGCGGAGACACUUGGGUUCGCCAGGAAAUCUGUGUUGGCAUUCCUGUGUGGAGACUAUUUAAAGAGAUAUUCCGGCGUAAAAUUAAGUUAAGGUCAAACACACCCUAACACCAAGUUAGACACUCCCUCAUGAGAUGAAUGUUGCUGACUGCUUGCUUCUCUAGUUAUAUCAACUUUAGUAACGACCACACAAUAGCAAUACACAGCAGUCUGAGGAGCCACAAACUAACCUCAACCAAAACGCCACUCUAUAGCCACAAAUAAUGUUCAGAACAGCACCUAACUUCAUCAACAGUACAUAUAGGGUCCCAGCCAUACUACUAGCCACCAAACAUCUUUAUAACUUUGUCUAAUUUCUUUGGCAAACUAAACAAACAAACUAGAGACUAAACACAACUCACCUACUCUCUUCCAGCAGCCGCUUGUUUGUAGCGAGAUCUUGGGCCAGUCCAUUACGAACUGCUGCAGGGUGGCGCAGCUCAAGGAAGAACAUUUAUGAUCAUUUCUUCAUGGAAAUGCAAUGAGGCGGAGGCGCAAAGGCAGAAGAAAUACCGUGUCUGCAGUGCAAAAUGAUUCAUAUGAUGAUUAUUACUUCAAGGAAACGAUAAAAAAAUGAUCAUAAAUGUUCUUCCUUGAACUGCGUCACCCCGCUGCAGUCAGUAGGGCAAGGUAGAGUUUCAAUCUAGCCUAUACUGGCAUAUACUGACAGAUAUUUCUAUUUCUACUGUUUCUUUAUGUAUGUUCUAACCAAUUUAUAGAGUUUUUAACUGAUUUAAAAAAAAAGAAAAUUAAUACUGACGUCCCUCUAUGACCAAAUUAAGGCAAAUAAGACCAUAAACAAAUCCAGCAGCCAAAAUGAUUUUUCCACAAAGGCCAUUCAAAUCAGCAUGGACCUGAAGUUUCUCACUGCAGCUUUAAAUUAAAGUACUUUAGAGUAAUGUGUGAGUACUUUCUUUGUUUUAAUAAUCCUCCUGUCAGUGCAGACCUGUAAUUUUUCCUAUUUGUCAUGUAACCAUGGCGGCGCUUCAUACUACUCUCAUGUCUCUGUUAGUGCUCCCAUGCUGCUCCAAGCUGUGUCACCAUGGUUACUGAGUUUCAUAGCACUCAUGUGCCGCCGCUUGGCGUCAUUUUCUCCUCUGUUACUCAUUCACAGUGCUACAACGUCCCCUUCCUCGCUCUUAACAUGUUCCUGGGGGGAGACCACAGAGACAGAGACUCUGCCACAGCCUACAGUAAGGCUGUACCUCUUUCCUCCCAGAUAAGGUCAAGCCCGAUGUGACUGGAUUUUGCUCAUAUCCUCUUCUGUGUUUUCUCAUGCGGUAGGAAUGAGCGUGGAGAUGCUGGCGAUGCUGUUAGCAUCAGUAAUUCAGGGUCAAGUUGUGACUGUGUACAACACAGAGAAGCAGAAGGCCUGUGAGCAUCCAGAUGAAAUCCCUCAAAGCACAUCCUCACCACAAACUGCCUCUCUGAAGGAAACGGUACACACUGCACCUAAAUGACUAAUACAAGGUGUCUUUGGCGGAGAUAACGCUCAUUUUUCUUCAGCAUUACUGCUGCAUUGUGCUGACACAGUCCCAGGGAGAUCGAGUUACCCUGUAAUUUACUGUUCUUAGCUCGACAAAGACAUGGCUGUGUGUUCAUGUGUGUGUGUCACAGAGUGUGUUUAGAGAAUUUCGCUUUAUUUUACACAUCUAGGCUCUGAUUCUCAGCAUUAGCUCUUUGUAUUUAUGAGAAAAACAAACCAAAAUUGCUAUUUCAGAGUUUGUAAUUUUAUGAGGAAAGGUUUUCAAAGAUUAAGACUCUGUUAGAUUUGCUCUUUCUAUGUUUUAGAGUAUUGUUUGGUAUUUAUUUGGUAUUAUAUUUUUUGGUAUGUUCUCUGUCUAUUUAUUUAAAUACUUAAAGUGUUAUCAGUGGUCUUUAAAUAUUAAUUAUGAAGUUUUUAGCCAAAGUCACAUUACCUGUGUCAUUUUCAAGAGCUCCAGUAGCUCAUUAGCCCGUGUCAGAGAAGUGGCAGGUAACAUAGGGGCUGUUCAGCUCUCGUACACUAAUGUCUUUAGGGGCAUGAUGAAAGCUAUUAUCAUAAUUAGCUUUCCUACGAGCAUUGCAAUCCACCACCACACACGCUUGCUCCAUGAUUGUCCCCUUUAAUAAACAGAGGAUUGACUUUAUCUAUGAUGGACAAAAACUUCUAACUCUGUUUUCUUUAGCGUAAAAGUAACUAUUUUGUUUGUAACUGAAUAUAAAAGCUGUGUCAGUUUGUCUGUAACUGUUUCAUGUGUGAAUUUUCACACCAGGAAAAAGCUUUCCUGACCUCGGCGUUGAUAAUGGGCGCUCUGUUCUACCUGAGCAGCCUGGUCCUCUUCCUGGGGGUGAAGGAGCAGCGGGGUGAGUAUAGGCGAGGCUGAAAAUAGCCAGUGUAAUAGCGUUAUGAAAUAUUUCAGUUAUAUGUCGCUGAACUCUUAAUAUAGGAAGAGCUGAUUGGGAUUAUCUCCGCACUUCUUUGACGUUUCAUUUUGCUUUGAUUUUCAGCACCCGCCUGCUCUGAUGACCAAGCGCGACCCCCGUAUCUGACCUCGCUGAAGCUGUUAAUCCAUCAUGUUCCUUACCAGAGACUCGUACUCGGUUUUAUGUUCUGUGCUCUUGCGUUUCAGGUACAGCUGACACAAUGAUGCCAACUUAUAUCCUACUGUCUCUUUGAUGGACUCAGCGUGUUACUGAUACACUAAAGUGAUAACACUUAAGAGGGAGUGAUGUUAUUCUGUAUAUCAGCCUACAGGCCAGUUGCUGAAGACAAUCAGUGUGCUGAAAUGUAGAAUGACAUGUAACUCAAGACCUCUCAGAACUGGACUGUUACUGAGUAGUGGCACCCACAGACCAGCAACUUUUUUUCCAUAGAUAUAUGUAUAAGUAUUAAUUUAUGCCAGCUGAAAUGUCUGGUUGAGAUGGAGUGAUACAUAUUGUAAACAGUCCCACUGAUGUUACUGCUCUACAUUUUUCAGUACUCAUAGAUAUCCUCUUGUUUAAUAAGAACUAACUGUUGUGUAAUGUUCAAAAACUCUUGAGUUAAAAUAUGCAUGCACUUUUUUCUUUCUCUAAUCUACAUGUAAGUCUCAGCUUCUGAAGUAUAUCUUUCCAAAUCGGAAAAAUGUUUUCCAUCUGUUCAUUUUGUAUUUUGCUUUUCAAAAUUUCACAUGGACCUAAUAGUUUUCAAAACAUGAUAUAGUUUUGCUUUUUGUCCCAACUCUCAGAUGUCCUUGGGUAAUUUUGCCCUUUUUUGCAGUCACGCGGCUGGGCUGGGGGCCCAGUUCCAGCACCUCCUACUGGCUCUACUGGUAAGAUGAAAUUCACUAGAAACACUCUGGGCUCAAAGAGAUGUUUGAAAAUGUAACAUUUCAGAAUUAUGGGAGCUGAAAACAGCUGAGAUCACUUUAGUUUGUAGAGCUAAGAAAGGAGCAUUGUUAUCAAGUGAGAUAGUCAGGUGAGGGUGAUGUUCCACCAUGUAAAGGUGUCUGAGCAACUACAGCAACUUAUUAAUGAUCGAUUAAAGGGAUAUUCUGGUGUAAAAUUAAGUUAGGGUCAAACACAUGAAACAUCAUGGAAAUGCAAUCAGACCGAGACACUCAGGCAGAAGAACUACCUCGUCUGCAGUGCAAAAUGAUUGAUAUGGUGAUUAUUACUUCAAGGAAAUGAUCUUAAAUGUUCUUCCUUGAGCUGUGUCACCCCGCUGUAGUCCGUAAUGGACUGGCCGGAGGACUCACUAUAAACAACUGGCAACAUUCAUCUCUUGAAGGGGUGUCUAACUCAGUGUUACAGUGUGCUUGACCCUCUUAAUUUUACGCUGGAAUAUCCCUUUAAGUUGUGACUUUUAUUGCUAAAGUAUGAACCCCACUCUCAAAUCUCCAACAUUAUCCUGUGGCCUGCGAGAGCAAAAGUUGUUUUCCCGUGUCUUGCUUUAUUUUUAAAAACAUGUUUCUCAACCCUUUAAGACUGGGGAUAAAUCUUAAAACUAGAAAGUGCACUUUAUUAUCUCAUAUUAAGAAAAUGAUUUACUCAUGGUAUGCAGGAAAUGGAUUAAAAGUGCGUGUAGAGAUGUUCUCCGCUUCCCUGCAACAGCCCCCUAAUGAAUUUUUCAGGACCCAUUUUGAAUUUCAAAUGAAACGGUCUCAACAUUUUCACAGGCUUCUGCCUCCAUAGCAGUUCCUCUUUGGCAAAUGGUUCUCCUGAGAAUAGGGAAAAAGGUCACAACUUUCAUCGGACUAUCGGUAAGAAAUCCUCGUCCAAUAAUCCGACUGUUUCAAUUACUUUCUGCGCCUUCGACCUCAUUCUCAUCCCAUGAUUCUGCCUCUCCCAGCUCUUCAUCCCAGCCGUGACCAUAGUCGCCUGUGUUCCCAGUAACCUGCCAGUUUUCAUGAUUAUGUGCAUUUUGAUGGGAUUCAGCGUGGGGACUAUAUUCUUGCUACCCUGGUGAGUCAGUUCUCUGUUAGGACACAUAGUUCCUUGUCCACUGGAAGGCCCCUGUCAGAUCUAAUCAGGAUCAGAGCUGAAUGCGGUGCGCAUGAAUCAUUCACACUGCCUCCACCUGACACCGGGCAGAAGACUGUACCAAUGAUCUGAUUUGUUGACUCGUCAUUUUUACCCCCUUAAAGUGACAUGUGUUUUUUUUUUCAUACCUGAUACACCAGCUAAUUCUGCUUCUGCUCCAGGUCGAUGCUUCCAGAUGUGGUGGACGACUUUGCAGAAAAGCAUCCAUCCUGCAGAGACCUGGAGCCUCUGUUUUUCUCUUGUUAUGCGUUCUGCAGUAAGCUGGCAGGAGGCCUGGCUGCUGGGAUCUCAACCAUGACACUACAGUAUGCCCAGUUUUUCUUUCACUCACUUUAUGAGUCCUGCGCUCUCAUCUGUAAGUCUGCCAGAUUCUUAUCUCCGUCUCUGCGCAGGUUUGUAGGCUACAAAGCGAGUGCCUGUCACCAUGGUGAAGAAGUGGUGACAGCUCUGAUAGUGCUUUUCUCCCCGGUUGCCAUCAUACUUCUGCUGAUCGGGAUGGUCUUUUUUUGGUUCUAUCCAAUCAAGGAGAGGCAGCGUUUGCAACCUCAGGAGCAGCCGAGCACAGCCCAGUGAGUGGUGAAGUAUCUUUGCAAGAGAUGAAGCAGACAGGUCAAAGCAAAAGUGAAAACUACCAGCGGAUAAGAUAGAAACAUAAGGAGAGUUAGUGUGUCAGUCUGUCCUCAGCUUCAUGACUCUACUUUACUCUUUGGCUCACUCUCACUGCUGUCAUGGCGAAGAGCUCAGAACACUCACUAAAGACCUCCUAUAAGUACCUGGAAACAAACAAAGAGAGAGAAGCUGGUAGAGAAGAUAAAGAAUAAAGCAGCUGGAGACCACAUAUCCCCCUGAAGAGUUUGAGAUCCAAGCAUGAGCAAAAAGAGAAUGAAUCUUGGACUGUAGGUCAUCAUGCGAUCAGAAAACUGAGUGACACAAAUCAGUGAUAAUGUUACUUUGUUUUGCAGAUUUGUUUUAAAGCUCCAGUGAUGAACUUUUUGGCGCCCCCUGUGGACAGAACAGUCUUCGCUUAGUUUGUCCUCUUCAUGUUUAAAGGGAUAUUCCGGUGUAAAAUUUUUUUUUUUUAAUUUUGACAAUUGAAUCUAUCAACUAUUUGUAAAAAAUAUAUGGAAAAAAGCAGGGCUGUUUUCUCAGUUGCUCGGGUUGAUACCAGUUUUUUUAUGUAAUAAUGAUUUUUUUUCUAUUUUUCAUCUUUAUUCAGACCAGACGCUGCAUUAUCUUCAUCAGGCUCAAGGGAAAUCUCAGAGCAGCCAGCGUCCCUGCAGCAGCAGUCGGAUCCUUCACAGUGCAGCUUCAGUCACAAUAAGAAAUGCUCAGUCAAGUCAUCUGUCUGCUCAAAUGUAUCAAAGAGCCCCUCUACAGAGUUCAGCGGGCCUACAGCUGUUGUCCAGUCGAAUGAAAAUCCUCAAUGUCAGGAGCAGAGACUCAGUCGAACCCAACACUCAGGAGGGGAAAAACUUGUGAGAAAUUCUUUAAAAAUUCACUACUCUGGGUCAAAUGUGAGAUCCAAAGUGACGUGGGUUUAAUCAGAUUUAAUCAAAUGUCUGACUUUUUGGGAGGCACUUUUUUGUGACUGUCUGGCAGAG